This is a messenger RNA of Camarhynchus parvulus, 1325 nucleotides long. RefSeq names its product ST6 N-acetylgalactosaminide alpha-2,6-sialyltransferase 5 (gene ST6GALNAC5). The coding region runs from base 252 to 1187 and encodes 311 amino acids. The record is from RefSeq and is a predicted model, not a curated record. The transcript has 5 exons. Gene Ontology annotation, molecular function: alpha-N-acetylgalactosaminide alpha-2,6-sialyltransferase activity. Lineage: Eukaryota; Metazoa; Chordata; Aves; Passeriformes; Thraupidae. Gene Ontology annotation, biological process: oligosaccharide metabolic process; ganglioside biosynthetic process.
GCGCUGCAGGGCUCGGAGCUCAGCCCGUGCCACAUUGCACGAAGUUUUGUUGAGUCGGGUUUUUCCCCAGAAGGCUUGGUUCUUUUGAGAACGCUCUGUAAAAAGAAAGAAAGAAAGAAACAAACAACCCCAACCCCCCAAAACCCGCAGUUCAUCGUGCAUCGAGACCUCGGAACAGACCUCUGUACAUUUCAGCAGUUCAAAAGGAGGAGGAGCGCCACGGGCUGGCCGUCUGCCUGGCGCUCACCACCAUGUGCACCAGCUUGUUGCUCAUGUACGGCGGCAUCGGCAUCGGCGGGGGCCACCCGGAGCCGCGGCGGCGGCAGCAGCAGGUGGCGGCAGUGCCCAGCCGCCCGCCGGAACGCGGCCAGCGCCACCCGGCUCUGCCCGUCGGGGCCGGCCUCCUGGAGGGCUACAUCAGCGUCCUGGAGCACAAGCCGCUGAAGAUGCACUGCAGGAGCUGCGCGCUGGUCACCAGCUCCGGGCAGCUCCUGGGGAGCCGGCAGGGCCGCAGGAUCGACGAGAGCGAGUGCGUGAUCCGCAUGAACGACGCGCCCACGCGCGGCUACGGCAACGACGUGGGCAACAAAACCAGCCUGCGAGUCAUCGCGCACUCCAGCAUCCAGAGGAUCCUCCGCAACCGCAACGAACUCUUAAACAUGAGCCACGGGGCUGUGUUCAUCUUCUGGGGCCCGAGCAGCUACAUGAGGAGGGAUGGCAAAGGCUUGGUGUACAAUAACCUGCAGCUGAUGAACCAGAUACUGCCUCAGUUAAAAGUGUAUAUGAUUUCUCGCCACAAGAUGCUUCAGUUUGAUGACCUUUUUAAACGGGAGACUGGAAAAGACAGGAAGAUAUCCAACACUUGGCUUAGCACGGGCUGGUUCACAAUGACUAUCGCAUUAGAGCUCUGUGACAGGAUAAAUGUUUAUGGCAUGGUGCCACCGGAUUUCUGCAGGGAUCCUAAUCAUCUUUCAGUACCUUAUCACUACUACGAGCCUCUGGGCCCAGACGAGUGCACAAUGUACAUUUCCCACGAGCGGGGCCGCAAGGGCAGCCACCACCGCUUCCUCACCGAGAAGCGCGUCUUCGAGAACUGGGCUCGGACAUUCGACAUCCACUUCUUCCAGCCCGACUGGGAGCCACAGCCGCUCCCUGGAGCCCAGCCCGAGGCCAGCCCGCUGGCCUGAGGCACGGACACACGGACACACAAACCCAGCCACGGCACCUCCCGCAGCAGCAGCCUCUGGGGCUUUGGGCCAGCACAGCAGCCUGAGGAGAAGGGUCCCAGGGUGUGCAGCUGGCACCCGCAGCAGCAGGCAGGAACG